UUAACUUCCUUCCUGCUUUUUGCACAUUAAACAAACACACUGCACACGGACGAGGUGUUAAAGCGCCCAUGGGAGAUCGUCCAUACAAUGAAUUGGCUAUGACAGGGACCCACAGAAGACAAAAGCGAAUUUGUAACUUUUCUACUGAUAAAGACGCGUUUUCCUGGAAUGUGUGAAGUCCCUGCGUAAAAGCUGUUUGCAGAUGUUUUCCUUUUGGGUCGUUGGGGAGUUUCUCACUAACUUGGUGAGGCUGACAUCAGACGGUCAUUGCUGAAGCUCACUGAGGUUUCUUUUAAUUUCGACGAGACACCAAUCGAAUCCGGCUCAACCACAAAACUGAGAUUAUCGGACCCCGUUUCCCCACUCGACCAACUCUCCAGCCCGUGGACAUGGUGUGGCGGUCCGCGAGGGGGCAGAGCCUUCACGACCCAGACAGCCCGACAGCCUAGAUGGGUGCUCUCACCACCGCAGAAGAGGCAGCCAGCCUGUUACUAUGGCUGCAUGCGCCCUGAACGGCCCCAUUAUGAUGAAUUCUGGCAACAUGAAAGGAGACAGCAGCAGUAGCAGCGGCACUGGCAGUGGUGGCGGAGGCGGCAGCAGCAGCGGCGGACCUCGUACGGGUCGGCCGGUGCUGCCCGUACCGGACCGAUCCACCUUCUCCCCGCUCCUGAUGAGCGUCGGUGGCAGCCCCUUCAGCCCCGGCAGCACCGGCACCAGCCCCGGGUCCCCAGGACCCACGCCUUCCUUCGUGUUCCCCCCGGUGCCGAGCCCCAGCGGACCGCGGGCGCGUUCUCCCUGCAGGCACCCCGACACGCUGGGGGUGAACGUGGGGAACCGCAUACGGCGACUCAGUAGCCCGUGCCGGAACCGAUUCGGCAGCGACGAGGAUGAUGGUGGAGGUGGAGGUGGAGGUGGUGGUGCUGGCGGGACGGCUAACGGUGAGAUCAAGCGGACUGUGCAGAUUGUGCAGGUCCACCGUGAGCUCCAGAACGUGGAGGUGACCAAGAAGGUCGGCCUGUUUGAGGCGCAGAUCUCGGACCUGCGCGCCCAGGUGGAGACCCAGAGGAGCCCCAGGAUUCCCCGGAGAACCGGCCCCCUCCCCUGUCCCAGCCCCAGCCCCGGUUCUGGUUCCGGUCCCAGUUUCGGGUCCAGUUUAAGUCCCCCGUCCAGUUUGAGUCCUAGUUUCAGCCUGAGUCCCACGCUCAGCCCUGGACUCGGACUCGGACUUGGAUUCGUCCCCUUACUAGGCCGUAGCCCCUCCCCUGUUCCCCCUCCGGGGAAGCCCACCCCAGGGGGAGUCCCAGCCCCCCCCCUCCAGAGGGAUUGCCCUCCCAGUGUUCCCAACCAGCUCCAGAACGGGAGGGAGCGAUGCCUCAGCCCGGACACGCUAUCAAUAGAGGCAGCAGCAGCAGCAGCAGCACCACGACCACUAGCGCCAGGGACGUCGUCGGCAUCAGUGGAAGAAGAAGCGACGGACAAUAAAAAACAAAGAGGAGAGGAGAGGAGUAGCUCGCAGGAGGCUGCUGCUGCCGACACUUCUGUCGCUGCUGCUGCCGCUGUCGCUGCUGAUCCAAAUACGGACCAAAGAGACAGGGGCCAGCAGCAUGUGAACAAACCCACAGAGACUUGGACGGGCGCCGACAGCUCGGCACAGAGCACGGGGGCCGCCGCAACAACCAUAAGCUUGUUGGGGGUUGGCAGCCACUUGCCCACGAGCGAGGACCUGGCAGCGGCACGGGCCAAGGCACUCCUGCUCCAGCCCACCAAACAAGAGGCGGGAGGUGGAGGAGCUGGAGGAGGAGGAGGAAGAGGGGGGGACGGAAGGCCAACGGAAGCCCAGGCGCAAGCAGGCGACCGGGCCAGCAGGCCGGAGGUCAGGGCCCUGGCCGUGGCUGGUACCGGUGCCUCUGGCGCCUCCGGUGGUGGGGGUGGUGGGGGUGGGUCGGAUGGAGGAGGUGGCCGGGGGACUGCUGGAGGAGUGGGGACUGGAGUUGGGGUUGGGAUCCCGGAGGUGCUAGUAGGCACCAUCCCGGCAGUCAUCAUUACAGACCACGGGAUGGAGACCGGUGGUGGUGGCGAGGGGGGGUCCGGCGGCGACUCCCAGGCCCAGCCCCAGGCCAGCCCCAUGGCCAACAGGAGCCUGCGGAAGCUCUCGUCCUCCUCGGCCUCCUCCACCGGCUUCUCCUCGUCCUGGGAAGAGUCGGAGGACGACAUAUCGAGCGACCCGGAGCGCGUGGAGGGCAAGUCACCUGCUUUGCUUCAGACUCAGCAGAAGGCGCAUAAAUCAUGGAAGAAGAUCAAGAACAUGGUGCACUGGUCUCCCUUUGUGAUGUCCUUCAAGAAGAAGUACCCUUGGAUUCAGCUGGCAGGCCAUGCAGGCAGCUUCAAGGCGGGUGCCAAUGGGCGCAUCCUCAAGAAGCACUGCGAGUGUGAGCAGCGCUGCCUGGACUGGCUGAUGAAGGACGCGCUGCGGCCGUACGUGCCCGCCUACCACGGCGACGUGGAGAAGGACGGCGAGAAGUACAAUCAGAUGGACGACCUGCUGGCCGAGUUCGACCUGCCCUGCGUCAUGGACUGCAAGAUGGGCGUCAGAACCUAUGUGGAGGAGGAGUUGACCAAGGCGCGCAAGAAGCCCAGCCUGCGGAGCGACAUGUACCAGAAGAUGAUCGAGGUGGACCCCGGCGCUCCCACGGCCGAGGAGACCGAGCAGAAGGCCGUCACUAAGCCGCGCUACAUGCAGUGGCGAGAGACCAUCAGCUCCACCGCCACCCUGGGCUUCCGCAUCGAGGGAAUCAAGAAGGAAGACGGGACGGUAAACAGGGACUUUAAAAAGACCAAGAGCCGGGAGCAAGUGACAGAGGCAUUCCACGACUUUGUCAAAGGAAACAAGAACAUCCUGACCUCUUAUCUUAGCAGACUAAAGCAAAUCCGGGAAACUCUGGAAAUAUCAGAUUUUUUCAAGACACAUGAGGUCAUCGGCAGCUCGCUCCUGUUUGUGCACGACAAGCGCGAGCAGGCCAAGGUGUGGAUGAUCGACUUUGGCAAGACCACGCCGCUGCCGGAGGGCCAGACGCUGAGCCACCGCGCCACCUGGGUGGAGGGCAACCGCGAGGACGGAUACCUGUACGGCCUCGACCACCUCAUUGACAUCCUCCACAGCAUGGUGGAGGCCAUAGACCAGCCGCUCUAAGGACUUCCGCACACCGGCUCCGACAAAGUGCUGAGCACCGCUGCGCAAAAGUUCGAUUCCAUUGUUUUCAAUAGGACCCCGCACACUGGCGCCGAUGUCAGCGGACAUUCGCGGAUGUCGGAUAGCGAUUUGAGACGAGUUCGUUUUUGUCGGCGCCGCCCAUUGACUAUCAAUGCUAUGUUCGUGUGAAUUUGGGUUUGGGGGUCCUAAUUAUGUUGGAAGCGAAAGUGCUCCGCAGUGCUGUCGGAGCCAAUGUGCGGCCGGCCUAAGGGGCGGAGGAGGGGACGCGCGCGUGUGUGAGAGUGUGCGUGUGUGCGUGUGGGUUAGUGUGUGUGUGUGUGAGAGAGAGAGAGAGAGAGAAAACAGAGAGGAAAAGAGAGAGCAAAUGAAUGGGUGGGUGGGGUAUCUAUUUUUAAGAGAGCUCUACUACUCUCUUUUCUUCUCCCUCCCCUCCCUGGUGGCAAGAGGCCGUACAGAGAGCACUACGGGACUUCCUGUUAUUUCUUUCCCUAGAAAAGCUAUCCGUCAACCCUUCCCAAACAUAUGAGGCAGACACAGACUGUGUGUGUGUGUGUGUGUGUGUGUGUGUGUGUGUGUGUGUGUGUGUGUGUGUGUGUGUGUGUGUGUAAGGGAGAGAGAGAGAGUGAGAGAGAACAAGGGAGAGAAAGAACUGAACUAAUGUUACAAAAAAUACAAACAAAACAAGACAAGAUGGAAGCCUCUUAACUGAAAUAGGAGGACUGGUCUCUUGUUGGGCUAUAGGUCUAUGCUGUGCUGUCCACGGUUACUGGUGUUUUGGUCGUCAUGGCAAUAUGAUACGUUUUUUUUUUUGUCAGGUUUGUCAUAACCAUAUAGGGAGAUAUGCCGCAGAGGCUUACCAUUUUUAACUUUGUGCUCUCCUUGUUGUGCUGUUAACUAACAGUGUCAGGUACUCACUGUGCAUUUCGUGUUAACACUCCACAAUUUCGUUUAUGGUUUGAACUUGUUGACUGCAGAGCACCUGUUGCUACUGGCAACCGUAGGGGUGGUAUGAAAACACUUCACCUUGCUGUCAGAGGCACUUACAGACCUGUCAGCCUGACUCACUCCCUUUUCACAGUGACUGUGUGUCGCGUGUCCUCGCGCAGACUGGGACAGACUUGCAAUUAAAGAUGUGCUUGUUACAGUAGUUCAGUAUUUUAACCAGUCCCACCAUUCCACCUUUGACCAUAAUCUACUACUCAUGAUCUUAAUCUUUGACGCAGGUUAUUAGAUUAUUUACUAAGACAACGUUUUAGCCUUAAUGUGAACACACAAUAGUCUUAUGAAGUGCCUUUCGGGUUUUAAAUAUGGGAUUUUUUUAAUGGUGUGAUAUAGUGUAAGAAUGUGAUAUAAAGUGCUCUCCUGAUCGAAGGUGGCUAACGAGUUUCCCAGAUGCCAUUGACUCAGCUCCAAAGUCAACAUUCCCUCUUUUAUUUAUUUGGUAACACUUUACUUGACGCCGGCGUCAUGUGUAUGAUGACAUAAUAGUGUCAUAACGUUGUCAUAAUGCAGUCAUGAGUGUGUCAUAAAGUGAAAAGUCUUUAAGUGAAAUUCGGUUAUGACAAAGACAGGCCGAACAAUGUCAACUUUUCAUGGCCAUUAUGGCAUUUUGUUUAUGACUCGUUCAUGACACUAUUAUGACACUGUUAUGACACUGUUAUGUCAUAUGUAUGACGCCGGCGUCAAGUAAAGUGUUACAUUUUUUUUUACAUGGAGGAUCUCCCUAGACUCCACUCUCACAGUGUGCACGUCUUUCAGGAAUCAACUCACAGCCCAGGACCAAGUACAAGUAGACUAUACUUGUCCCACUUUAUAUUCAAUGUCCUUAGGUACUUUGUACAUACAUCUUUAUUCUGUAGAAAUACAUAGCAUAUCAUGUACUACUGUAAGGCAGUACACUAGUGUUCCUUAUUUGCUAGUAUGUUAAUGUACUAUAGUGUUUAUAGUAGUGCAUUUUGGGUACAAGAUGUACUUGGGGGUUAGGGGUUAUGUGGCUCAGAGCCUGAAAAAAAAGCUAUUUUUAAUGUAUAUAAUAAGAAUACAUAGUAUUAUUUCCCAAAUGAAAUGUACACUGUUAUCAGGAUGCUUGAUAUAAAAUGGGACUGAGGUCUCUCUAUGUUACAGCCGUUAAUCCAAGUGCCUUCUAAAUUAGAGUCUGUUACAGCCCAUCUACAGGGGCACGUGUUUGUUAUCUUAUCUAUUUAAACGUUCUGCACUCAGGUGUGCGUGUGUGUUUGGAGCAUGGCUUUGCCUUGUUCAGCACUGUAAAACAUUGCAACCAGUUAAAUGUAAGAAAAAGUAAAGUUGGUAAGUUAACUCAACUUGAGAAAGCCUUGAGUUGAGUGAACUUACAAACUUAAGGCAGGAGGGCAACUGACCUUUUUACGUUUAACUGACUUGCAAUGUUUUACAGUGUACAAUGGCAGUACCAGGACCACGAUUGUGUCUGUUGAACUAAAAGCACUAGGGAAUAUUCUCAGUGUAUGUUUGUGAAACACACCACAGUCUUGCCUUAAGUAUAUUUUGCACAGGGCUUUCGUUAUGACCAACCUAUCAUUGCCUUUCCAAAUACACACACAGACACACGAGCGCGCGCGCAAACACACACACACACACACACACAGAGACACACACACACACACACACACACACACACACA
Molecule: messenger RNA, 5870 nt
Organism: Engraulis encrasicolus (European anchovy)
Lineage: Eukaryota; Metazoa; Chordata; Actinopteri; Clupeiformes; Engraulidae
Gene: itpkb
Product: inositol-trisphosphate 3-kinase B
Exons: 8
Coding region: 494-3190 (898 amino acids)
Biological process (GO): inositol phosphate biosynthetic process
Cellular component (GO): cytoplasm; nucleus
Molecular function (GO): inositol-1,4,5-trisphosphate 3-kinase activity; inositol tetrakisphosphate kinase activity
Source: RefSeq, a predicted model, not a curated record